Molecule: messenger RNA, 2155 nt
Organism: Musa acuminata AAA Group (dessert banana)
Lineage: Eukaryota; Viridiplantae; Streptophyta; Magnoliopsida; Zingiberales; Musaceae
Product: IQ domain-containing protein IQM1-like
Exons: 10
Coding region: 149-1795 (548 amino acids)
Source: RefSeq, a predicted model, not a curated record
GGAUCGUGUGCCUUUAUAAAUUCAGAGGAGGAAGAGAUCCGAGAUCGUGCAGCACCCUUCUCUCGCUCUUGUCUCCUCGACGAUCAGCUGCUCCUCUCUCUUCUUCAUCUUCUGAUCUCCCGCUUACAGCGACCUGAGUCGAGAUUCCAUGGGUUUAUCCCUCUCCUUGCUCUCGUGGGCUUGGAUCCGAUGCCUGUGGACAAGAACACUUGGUUCCACGGAAACAAAAGAUGUUCUAGCAAGAUCCAUCAGCUUCGGUGCAAAAGACAUCAAGAUGGCGUUGAGGUCACUCAGUUUCAAACCAAGUGAUGCAUCCAACGAGGCGGUUUCUAGUGUAUCCGAUAGCACCGUCACGGACGAGCCUUUAAGCUUCGAAAGCCGGGAGCCGGAAGUGACCGAGCUGGAAUCCACAUUUGCAUUCGAGAAUGGAGUCACAGAUGAGACGAAAGCGGAACUAGCUUUCCGUUGUAAGAGCUCGAUGAAACUCGCGCUCCCUGAUCCGAAGCUCCCACACCGCCUUCCCCAGUUUUCUUCACCUAGACCUUCGAACGAACUUGAUGCGGCAGCCACCAAGCUGCAGAACGUCUACAAGAGUUACCGAACCAGAAGAAAUCUAGCAGACUGCGCCGUCGUGGUCGAGGAGCUCUGGUGGAAGGCACUAGAUUUUGCUUCUCUGGAGCAUAGCUCUAUGUCAUUCUUCAAAGUUGAAAAACCAGAGACGGCGGUUUCGAGAUGGGCAAGGGCUCGGACCAGAGUAGCCAAGGUUGGCAAGGGUUUGUCCAAAGAUGAAAAGGCCCAGAAGCUAGCACUACAACACUGGCUGGAAGCGAUCGACCCCCGUCAUCGGUACGGCCACAAUUUGCAUUGCUAUUAUGAUGUGUGGUUCGAGAGCGAGAGCACCCAACCAUUCUUUUACUGGUUGGAUGUCGGCGAUGGACGGGAAAUAAAUCUCGAAAAGUACCCAAGAAGCCAUCUUCAGAACCAGCGCAUCCAAUAUCUUGGACCGAAAGAGAGGGAAGCAUAUGAAGUCAUGGUCAAGGAUGGAAAGCUUGUCUACAAAGUGAGCGGAAUGCCUGUUUGUACAACGGAAGGUUCCAAGUGGAUAUUUGUCCUAAGCACAUCGAGAGUAUUGUACGUGGGACAGAAAAAGAAAGGCGCGUUCCAGCAUUCGAGUUUUCUAGCUGGGGGAGCGACAACAGCGGCCGGAAGAUUGGUUGCUGCGCAAGGGGUACUCCAGGCGAUAUGGCCAUACAGUGGUCAUUACCUCCCAACCGAGGAUAAUUUCAAGGAAUUUAUCACCUUCCUUGAGAACAACGAUGUAGACCUCAGCAACGUCAAGAGGUGUUCCGUCGACCAUGAUGACUACCCCUCCUUGGAGAAACGUAACGAUGAGAUAGAAGCUGACGCUAACAAUGCUGAUGCAUUAGCAGUUUCCACUACAGUCGAGGUCACGGAAGCUACGGAACCUUCGGAGGACCCCAGGCCAGACGAAACAAUGGAAAACAGAGUGGACGAGGUGGUGGCGUCGGAGUUUGACAAACGCAUAUCAUGUAGAUGGACUACAGCUGCCGGGGCUCGCAUCGGGUGCGUUCGGGAUUACCCACCUGGUCUCCGAUCCAAGGCACUCGAGCAAGCGAACCUCUCACCGAGAGUUACUCCGUCACCCAGCGGAAACAGAGUCCCUAUCCCGUCUCCACGACCAAGCCCCAGGGUCAGGCUGUCCCCUAGGCUUCAGUACAUGGGCAUUCCGACCCCCACUGUCGCCCUCACGCUACCUAAGCACGUAAGGAGAUGAUGUGAUGACGGCUCCACCAACCACGAAAUAGAAACCGGCCGUGAUCUCCCGGCCGAAACUGACUUGUGGCACACGAAGCUCCGCUGAGCUCUAGAAGUUUUACAGAAGCCAGACACAAUUCUUUUUUUCUUUUACCCUUGAUUUUGUCUUUUGACUUUGGCUAAGGAUUUGAUCGAUCGACGAACCAACUUUUCGCGGUGAUUUCGUUUUCUUUUUUUUUUCUUCCAAUUUAUUCGUUGGAAAUAUGUUCGAUUGUGCACAACAUUUACUUCUUUUUCUUCGAUUGGGAUACUGUGCGUAGUCAGUCGGAUUAUUAUUAUUUUUUCCCAAAAGGAAUGUAAUUUACACAAUUUUAUUUUA